This is a messenger RNA of Theobroma umbraticum, 1898 nucleotides long. RefSeq lists its product as uncharacterized. NCBI's taxonomy places the organism in Eukaryota, Viridiplantae, Streptophyta, Magnoliopsida, Malvales, Malvaceae. Gene Ontology annotation, molecular function: DNA binding. Gene Ontology annotation, biological process: regulation of DNA-templated transcription. The record is from RefSeq and is a predicted model, not a curated record.
UGGAGGAAUGAUCUAAGCCUAUAGCAUCACUCCAAGCUCCUUCGCCCUCUGUCCUGAAAUUGGAAAAAUGCAAAACGCGGUUUCGUGGGGUCCAUCCACUUGAAUCUUUUGCCACAAGUAACGUAGUUUCGGAGGGAGCUCUGACUUCUACUACCCUGCUAGACUGCUAGUACAUAAAAGCCAGUCCAUAGUUCACUUCCUCUUCCUGCAUAUACAACUAAGUUUUCCAAAGCUCACUCUCAAUUUGUUUCUCUUGUUUCAUCGUCCUCCUUUUCUCUCUUGUUUCUUCUAAAAAUUGGGUGAAAAUGAGGAACAGAAAGGAAUACCAAAUAAUUCAGCCAAUUACCAAUGAAGAAAGAUUUAGCAAUUACUAUUGCUAUUACCUCUUCUGGGUUGCGGUUGGUUACUACUUGUGGAAGAAAAUACUCAGCAUUACGGGGUACAGAUUCCACCCAACGGAUUUCGAGCUCCUCCAUUACUAUCUAAAGAACAAAAAUCUCGGCCGUGAUGCUCUGGUCCAAGCUAUUGCUGAAGUGGAAGACAUAUGCGGAUUAGAGCCUUGGGAAUUACCUGGACAUUCGAAUAUACACUCAGGUGAUCAGGUUUGGUAUUUCUUUUAUCGGCCGAAUUACAAGUACCGUAAUAGUACAAGGAUCAAGAGGACAACCAACGAAGGAUACUGGAAACCGACAGGCAACCCUCGUAAGGUAAUGGCUAGGGACCUCGAGACCGAGAUUGGCAAGAAAAGGACUUUGGUUUUCUAUAAAGGGCGUGUUAGUGACAACUACAAAAACAAGACCGGUUGGAUCAUGCAUGAAUACGAGCUCACUGCUACUCUUCCUAACCAAACAACUUUCAUUCUCUGUAAAUUGAAGAAGAAGUAUGCGAAGGCUGAGGUUCCAUGCAUAGAAGAAGGUCAAUCGAGUCACUAUUUGCCUCCUAACUUGGGAAAUUAUAUUGCACAUAAUGCAAUCCCGGCAGAGGCCGCCAGAUGCCUUACGGACCAAUCAGACCCUAAUGAGAUAUUAGCACGGCUGGAAUCAUUUAAUGACCAUGACGGGCUAGAAUAUCAAUCUACAGAGUUGUGGGAUUCAUAUCUUGUAGGUGAUGUUCCUAAGAACGAAGGCUCCAAUUUGGCUUUCAAUUUUGGAAACCACGUUGCAGAGAAUGCAAUUCCAAAUGACCAACUAAAACCUAGUGAUGAGGCACCAAUCCAACAAGAGGUACCUCAAGAUCAAUCUAGCACCAAUGAACAGGACAACAAUUUUGGGAAUUUAGUUCCUACUGAUGGAAUAAGCUAUCAACAUAAAUUCGUUGUCGAGAAUGAUGGAUCUACCAUGCCCUCUACUAUCCAAAAUCCUAUUGCCGCACAAACAGUUCAAAUGCACUUAUCAAAUUUGGGUGGAGCAUCAACGGAUGACCUGUUUGCAGAAUUAGAUCCGCUUCCAGAGGUCCAAGGAACCAGUAUUGGGCAAGGGUUUGAUGAUUGGAUUUCACCUGCAGAUACGAUUGGAAAUUAUCUAAAUAUACCCGAUGUUUCAGACAACCAAUCAAGCACCAAUGAAGAGCAAAAUCCAACUGCUGCAAAUGGUGGCUGUAGCUUGCCCUUUGCAGGCAUGAUGGAAUCACCCUAUCCCAUAAAUCCAUCCAGAAAGAGGUUACGCACGGAUUGUGAGGGAUUUGGCUGGGAUAAAUAAUCCCGCCCAUGCAGAAAGAAACACCCCUUUUUGUAAUAUUGGGGGCCUUUAGUAGGAAUUAAAGAAAGAGUUUCAGAUGAGAUGGUUGCCACUUGGAUUUGAACUGGUUUUGUAAAUUACGAUAUUAUAAUUUGUGAGAGUUUUGAAUGUAAAUUAUACUAGUUUUGUCUUCGCUUCAGUACAGAAAAUGGACUUUGGGCA